This is a messenger RNA of Verticillium alfalfae VaMs.102, 567 nucleotides long. RefSeq lists its product as hypothetical. Bases 114 to 494 code for a protein of 126 amino acids. The transcript has a single exon. NCBI's taxonomy places the organism in Eukaryota, Fungi, Ascomycota, Sordariomycetes, Glomerellales, Plectosphaerellaceae. The record is from RefSeq and is a predicted model, not a curated record.
CGUUCCUGUGUUGCAGUCCUUGUCGUCGGCCACCAGCACGAGAUUACAGUCCGACACUAUCACAGAAGAGCAGACCCGACAAACAGCAGGCACAACCCCCCAUGCACCCCUAGAUGGACCACUGGCCCUCCAAGCGUCUUCUUUUGCUGCGCUUCUCUCCCUCCAUUACCAGACGUCAUCCUCACCCAGGCCCUCCAGCAUGGCCACAGAUGCCAAAACGCCAACGAAGCAGCAGCCCAUCGCACAAGCCCCUCGACACCAGGACCCACGAGCACACCUAUACAGAGCAAGGUUGUGCUCAACAACAGGCCGCCGAGCAACUGGCACACCAAGACAGCGGCCUCCGGUGGGGAUGCGAUCUGAGUGUCAGGAUGCAGGAUGAACUGCCGGGCAGCCAGUGCUUCAACGGGGAUAUGGAGGAGGAAGGGCAACUUGGCAAGCAGCAUGAUCGGGCGGUCGUGUUCGGGUCGGGUGACACGCGCGGCCUACGAUAAGCGGAAUCUCGAGAAAGAAAGGAGUGGUUAUGGAAGGUGGCUUGUGGCUGAGUUUGUCAGUUGCGCUGCGCUU